Phytophthora sojae is the source of this 390-nucleotide messenger RNA. RefSeq lists its product as hypothetical. The record is from RefSeq and is a predicted model, not a curated record. The annotation marks the transcript as partial. NCBI's taxonomy places the organism in Eukaryota, Oomycota, Peronosporomycetes, Peronosporales, Peronosporaceae. The transcript has 3 exons.
CAGCCGUUCACAUGCUGCGCGCCACCCCGCCGAAACGAGUGCGACGUGAGCGCAUCGACUACCCCAGCUCUGUGUGCAAUGCGGUCCAGGAUGCGGUUGACGUGCGUGAAGAUCGUCGGUGUGGUAUGGUCUAGGACAUCCACCAGUGGUGUUGCUGGGGAGAGAUCGACCGCGGCUUCAACUUGGACGUCAGGUAAGUUCGGGCAAGUGACGAAGUCGGUCCCUGGAAACAGCGAGAGUCCCUGUUCUUCGGACGUCUUCAUGCGUAUGAAGCGUACGAAGAAAACCUCUGCUGCGUCGAUCGAGAGGUUCUGCUUGUGGACAAGCGACAAAUCGGAGGCGCGACCAAACAGGUACCACAGCAGACACAGCAAAGCGGCGUCUUGGUAG